Messenger RNA from Lingula anatina, 1100 nucleotides. Its product is annotated as paired mesoderm homeobox protein 2B-like. The record is from RefSeq and is a predicted model, not a curated record. Gene Ontology annotation, biological process: regulation of transcription by RNA polymerase II. Gene Ontology annotation, molecular function: RNA polymerase II transcription regulatory region sequence-specific DNA binding; DNA-binding transcription factor activity, RNA polymerase II-specific. NCBI's taxonomy places the organism in Eukaryota, Metazoa, Brachiopoda, Lingulata, Lingulida, Lingulidae.
GUAAGGAGACGCUCCAGCUUCUGCGUCCAUAACGUUUGGUAAAAUCCCCACCGCUUCUCUUCUCAUAUAUCAGAGUAUUUAUAAAGAGCGACUUGGCUACCGCGGGCGUGGUGGUCGUGGUAGAGACUCAUCCUCUUAGAUACUAAACAGGUAUACACUACGGCUUCAAGCUGUAUCAUUCAGGCAUGGAUUACCCUUAUCUCAACCAGACGGGUUUUGACACAAGUUGUUCGAUCCCCGGAAUGGAACCUUCCCUGGCAAAUUGCAACCUGUCUGCGUCGCCGUACGGGGACCUGGGCGCGUGUGCGGGACAGGUGUCCCAAGCCUACCGAUACAACCCGGUGAGGAGUCCGUUCUCCAGUACGCCGACGACGAUGAUCAGCGGUCCCGGUAGCUGUGGUAUGAUGCCUCCUAGACCCAGAGAACACCCUAGUCCAAAUGUUUUCUCUCCUGGUAAGCAAACUCACACGUAGGGGGUUAAAUAUCAGUUCAGUAUGAAGGAGCCAGGAUUCACUCCAUCUCUUUUCACAGGCCUUCCGUACAAGAUGUAUCCCGGCCACUCGCACGAAACGUCCCUCAACCCAGAAAAACGCAAACAGAGGCGGAUACGGACUACUUUCACUAGCGCUCAACUCAAAGAACUGGAGAAGGCCUUCGCCGAGACACAUUACCCAGAUAUUUAUACACGAGAAGAAAUAGCCAUGAAGAUCGAUUUGACAGAAGCGAGAGUUCAGGUAUGGUUUCAAAAUCGGAGAGCCAAAUUCCGAAAAAUGGAGCGAGCUAAGCAGCAGCAACAGCCAUCUCAACAGUCACAGCAGCAGUCUCAACAAAGUGCCCAAAAACAAGAUACAAACACUGUCUCAAGCAAAGAUGGAAAAACAAAAACAGUUGACAACACAGGGAAACCCCCAAGUGAUCAGUCUAACAAAUGGAAUUUGAACAGCGGCAACUGCGUACAGUUACAAACAAAGAACACCACCAACCUCAGCAACCCUCCAACUUUGCCCGGGCCAUAUCAAAAUGUCCUGACGCCGAAUUCAGCAGACUUUCAAGGGCCUGGUGCCAAUGAAAAACCAAACAUUCCGACCUCAAUGUUCUGA